UUUGUGACGUGGGACAAUGCCUGCCACGCGUCGGAACUAGGCCUCCGGUGCAGCCGCGGGCCACGAGCGACACGGCGGAGGCAGCGCGGAGGUCUCUGGGGCCGACUCCGGAACCAUGCGUGACUUGUUCAGAUUAGCCGUUUUCUUUUGUCUGUGGAGCUUUUCCACUGCUCAGGGGCAAAAGAAAGAGGAGAGCACAGAGGAUGUGAAAAUAGAAGUUUUGCAUCGUCCAGAAAACUGUUCUAAGACAAGCAAGAAGGGAGACCUGCUAAAUGCCCAUUAUGAUGGCUACUUGGCUAAAGACGGCUCAAAAUUCUACUGCAGCCGGACACAAAAUGAAGGCCACCCCAAAUGGUUUGUUCUUGGUGUUGGGCAAGUCAUUAAAGGCCUAGACAUUGCUAUGAUGGAUAUGUGCCCUGGAGAGAAGAGGAAAGUGAUUAUACCCCCUUCUUUUGCAUAUGGAAAGGAAGGCUAUGAAGGCAAGAUCCCACCUGAUGCAACAUUGAUCUUUGAGAUUGAACUUUAUGCUGUGACCAAAGGACCACGGAGCAUUGAAACAUUUAAGCAGGUGGACACAGACAAUGACCGACAACUCUCGAGAAUUGAGAUAAGUCAUUACUUGAAAAAAGAAUUUGAGAAAGAUGAGAAGCCACGUGACGAGUCCUAUCAAAAUGCAGUCUUAGAAGACAUUUUUAAGAAGAAUGACCACGACGGUGAUGGCUUCAUUUCUCCCAAGGAAUACAAUGUAUACCAACAUGAUGAACUAUAGCACAGUUUUAUUUCUAUAAAGUUUCUUACUGUAUUUUAUAUAUAAAACACUUUUCUUCAA
Molecule: messenger RNA, 829 nt
Organism: Oryctolagus cuniculus (rabbit)
Lineage: Eukaryota; Metazoa; Chordata; Mammalia; Lagomorpha; Leporidae
Gene: FKBP7
Product: FKBP prolyl isomerase 7
Molecular function (GO): calcium ion binding; peptidyl-prolyl cis-trans isomerase activity
Source: RefSeq, a predicted model, not a curated record